This is a messenger RNA of Ictidomys tridecemlineatus (thirteen-lined ground squirrel), 1425 nucleotides long. RefSeq names its product rogdi atypical leucine zipper (gene Rogdi). NCBI's taxonomy places the organism in Eukaryota, Metazoa, Chordata, Mammalia, Rodentia, Sciuridae. Gene Ontology annotation, cellular component: RAVE complex. The record is from RefSeq and is a predicted model, not a curated record.
ACCGGCUUGCGCUGCAGCCGGCCUGGUUUCAGGGCGCCCGCAGGUCGCAUUAGGCGGGACAGUAGUCGCCGGCCAAUCGCUUAUUAGGGGGCGGGGCCUUCGCCCGUUCUGCCAAUCGACGCUAAGGGGCGGGGCGGGCGCUGCUGAGGGACAGACGGCGGACCGCUGCGACCGGCGCUGGGCGGCGGCGAUGGCGACCGCGAUGGCAGCGACCGCGGCGGAGCGAACGGUGCUGGAGGAGGAGUUCCGCUGGCUGCUGCACGCCGAGGUGCACGCCGUGCUGAGGCAGCUGCAGGACAUCCUCAAGGAGGCAUCCCUCCGCUUCACUCUUCCAGGCUCAGGCACUGAGGGGCCUGCCAAGCAGGAGAACUUCAUCCUGGGCAGCUGCAGCACAGACCAGGUGAAGGGUGUGCUGACUCUGCAAGGAGAUGCCCUCAGCCAGGCGGACGUGAAUCUGAAGAUGCCCCGGAACAACCAGCUGCUGCACUUGGCCUUCAGAGAGGACAAGCAGUGGAAGCUGCAGCAGAUCCAGGAUGCGAGGAACCACGUGAGCCAAGCUAUUUACCUCCUCGCCAACCGGGAUGAGAACUACCAGUUCAAAACAGGCGCUGAAGUCCUCAAGCUCAUGGACGCUGUGAUGCUGCAGCUGACCCGAGCCCGCAACCGGCUCACGACCCCCGCCACCCUCACCCUGCCUGAGAUUGCCGCCAGCGGCCUCACGAGGAUGUUUGCCCCCAGCCUGCCGUCGGACUUGCUGGUCAACGUCUACAUCAACCUCAACAAGCUGUGCCUCACGGUGUACCAGCUGCACGCCCUGCAGCCCAACUCCACCAAGAAUUUCCGCCCAGCUGGAGGCUCCGUGCUCCAUAGCCCCGGGGCCAUGUUCGAGUGGGGCGCCCAGCGCCUGGAGGUGAGCCACGUACACAAGGUGGAGUGUGUGGUCCCCUGGCUCAAUGACGCCCUGGUGUACUUCACCGUCUCCCUGCAGCUCUGCCAGCAGCUCAAGGACAAGAUCUCCGUGUUCUCCAGCUACUGGAGCUACAGACCCUUCUGAGCAGGCUGCCCCAGGAGCCUGGCCCCCGAGAGGGUGGCUCCUGCCCAAUGGAGGCCCUUCCCCAUACACACUCCUCUGUGGUGCCCCUGGAGUGGGCACCUCAUGCUGUUUCUCCCCCUCGCCCCACCAUUUGCACACCGGGAUGAACUCUGGCAGCAGGGCUGGGAAGAUGGCCCAGGGUGUCCACAGCGCAGGCCCAGGGCCGCAGCUUCCUCCGGGAGAUGAGAGGCAGCCCAGCCCAUUUGGCAGAAGAUGGCAGGAAGGAAGGAGGCUCAGCAGGUGGAAGCUGCUCGGGGAAUGUGCUUAGUGCCCUGACUUCGCUCUGCCCUGCGGGCAGCCUCUACGAAAUAAAGAUCAUCAGGCUGCCUGCA